AUGGCAACCGGAGCUGCUACUGCUCCUCCCGGCACAGUCCGGUUGGUGCUGCAGCCGGAAGAGUCUACCGGUGUCUCAACCUUUAUGCUCUCUCCAACUCCAUCAUCCGACCCAAAUGAACCACUCAACUGGAGCACUUGGAGAAAGUGCUUCAACUAUGGUCUCACCAUCGCCGUGACCGUCGCCGCCUUUACCAAUCUCUCUAUUCAGACUGUCUUUUGGCAGCAGAUGACCGUCGACCUGGGAGUUACUAUCACCCAGCUCACCCACGCCCAGUCAGCCCAACUGGCUGGACUGGCCAUGGGCUGCAUCUUUUUCAUCCCGCUCACAAUCAAGUAUGGUCGUCGAUCGACAUAUAUUGUCUCAACGGCAGCCCUGGCCGCCGUAUCGUGGUGGACAUCAUCUAUAUCUUCCUACACCGAGCUGAUUCUGACUUCCAUAAUCACCGGCUUGGCUGGAGCCAUCAACGAGACAUCCGUUCAAAUGACUAUUGCCGAUCUGUUCUUCGUCCACCAGCGUGGCUCAGCCAACGCCAUCUACUUUACCGCCGUUAUGGUGGGCUCCUUUCUCACGCCUCUCGCCGCUGGCUCUCAGGCGGCGGAACAAGGCUGGCGUUGGUCUUAUUACGCACUCUCCAUUGCCAUGACAGUACUCUUUGUGACAUUUCUUCUGUUAUUUGAGGAAACCAAGUUUGUGCCCGUCUUGGUUGGUCAAACUGAUAAUUCUACAUCUUUGGUUGUCACAUCUUCGAAUCAAUCACACGAACACGAUAAAGAGGAUCUCAAAGUAGACGGACAUGCUACUACGACCACAAUGACGCGCACCGACUCGACAAUCCCAAUCAACACAUGGCGACAGCGCCUUCGUUUUACCACACCUACUCCAGAGUCUCUUCCACAUCUCUUCGUAAUUCCGCUUCACGUCAUCACUCUUCCUCAUGUUUUCUUUACCGCCUUGCAGUUCGCAUCUGGCGUGUGCUGGCUUGUUCUCUAUAUGUCUGUUGUCUCCAUCAUCUUUGCGCAGCCACCGUACAACUUUACAACGUUUGGAAUUGGAUGCAUGACACUGGGCCCAUUCGUCGGUAACAUCUUUGGCAGUAUCUACGGUGGACCUUUGUCUGAUUGGGUCAUUGUGCGACUGGCGCGUCGAAACGGUGGCGUCUUUGAGCCCGAGAUGAGGCUCUACCCUCUUGUUGUCCCAACUAUCGCCAUGGCUGGUGGCAUCAUCAUGUUUGGCGUUACUGCUGAUAGGGGAAUGCACUGGAUAUACCCAUCUAUUGGCGGUGCUUUCUUUGCUUUUGGACUUGGAGCAAAUGGGGACAUCACCUUUACUCUCAUCGUCGACACAUACCGCGAGCUCACGGCGGAAGCGUUCAUUGGUGUGGCCUUUCUCCGAAAUGCCGUCUCGGUUGCAGUACCGUUCGCCCUAGUUCCGUGGAUGAAAACCAUGGGCUUGACCAAUAUGUAUAUCCUCAGUGGCUGCGUUGCCUUUGCAAUUGGGCUCCUCUUUGUCCCGAUGAUUAUCUGGGGCAAGAGAAUCCGCACAGCACUGGCCCCCCGGUAUUGGAAGUUGGUGGAAAGACGAUCCAUGAUUUGA
This is a messenger RNA of Fusarium keratoplasticum, 1596 nucleotides long. Its product is annotated as MFS domain-containing protein. NCBI's taxonomy places the organism in Eukaryota, Fungi, Ascomycota, Sordariomycetes, Hypocreales, Nectriaceae. Gene Ontology annotation, biological process: transmembrane transport. The record is from RefSeq and is a predicted model, not a curated record. The transcript has 6 exons. Bases 1 to 1596 code for a protein of 531 amino acids. Gene Ontology annotation, molecular function: transmembrane transporter activity.